CCGCACAUUUGUAAGUUUUAUAAUUGCGAUUUUUUAAACUCAUUAAUCAACUAACGCUGUUCAUCAUCGCAAGUCGAACGGAAUAGGUUGAUACCGUCUCCUGACAAGAUGUUACGUUUUCUACUCUUGGUUUCACUUGCACUGUGUGUUACAGCUGCUCCAACAAUUUUCCAAUACAAAAGGCAAUUGGUGCCGAUGCUGGAUAGACGUAUAGUUGGUGGAAAUGAUACCACAAUCGAACAAUUGCCAUGGCAAAUAUCGAUGACCAAUUUCGGAAGUCAUAGAUGCGGUGGAUCGAUUUUGUCGACAACGAAAGUCAUUACAGCUGCUCAUUGUGUUCGUGGAGUAAUGACUCAAUUUGUCGCUGUUCGAGCUGGAUCGACAUUCAGAACGAGUGGCGGUGUACAAGUUCCAGUCAGUCGAAUUAUCGAACAUGAAGACUAUAAUGUACCGAUCUACUUCGACCAUGAUGUUGCACUAAUGUUUUUGGAAAGUGCUCUCACAUUCGCACCAGGAAUUCAAGCAAUCGCUUUACCAGCUCAGGGAUUCGUAGUAGCACAUGGAACCGAUGCACAGACAUCCGGUUGGGGAGCAUUGUCUCAAGGAGGAUCACCGCCAGAAAUUUUGCAAGUCGUCACUGUACCGAUUGUCAGCAACGACAUUUGCGGUGAAGCAUACGAACAGUUGAAUCCCAUUACCGAUGGUAUGAUUUGCGCUGGCUUAUUGGAAGAAGGUGGACGUGACGCCUGUCAAGGAGACUCCGGUGGGCCACUCGUUGUUGGCAACGUGUUACAUGGUGUUGUAUCAUGGGGCUACGGAUGCGCUGUACCCGGAUUCCCAGGAGUCUAUGCUAGAACAGCUUUCUACAGAAAUUGGAUCGACAGUUGGGACUUUUAGUUUAUGUAACGACAUUAUUACAAUCACUGAUGCUGAUCAAACUAAUAAAGUCGCAAAGUGAAUUAUUGCUUUUUA
This is a messenger RNA of Bradysia coprophila, 972 nucleotides long. RefSeq names its product trypsin delta-like. Gene Ontology annotation, molecular function: serine-type endopeptidase activity. Gene Ontology annotation, biological process: proteolysis. NCBI's taxonomy places the organism in Eukaryota, Metazoa, Arthropoda, Insecta, Diptera, Sciaridae. The record is from RefSeq and is a predicted model, not a curated record.